This is a messenger RNA of Exophiala xenobiotica, 1824 nucleotides long. RefSeq lists its product as uncharacterized. The record is from RefSeq and is a predicted model, not a curated record. The transcript has a single exon. Bases 230 to 1726 code for a protein of 498 amino acids. NCBI's taxonomy places the organism in Eukaryota, Fungi, Ascomycota, Eurotiomycetes, Chaetothyriales, Herpotrichiellaceae. Gene Ontology annotation, molecular function: cysteine-type deubiquitinase activity. Gene Ontology annotation, biological process: protein deubiquitination.
AUCAACUCCUGAAUCGCUGUACUCCUAUUGUGCGAACCACUCAACAGGCUGCAAUAGCUGAAAUAGAGCUAUUGAACACGGUUCUAGAUACUUAAACACCUUUCGCUCGUUCACGACACUUGAUCGCCUCGCCAUCGUGAACCAUCUCCUGAAAGAAGAGCAGCACACUUUCCCUUCCAUCUUCCUCUAUCCAAACCUGCCUUUGCCCAUCUUUUGAAGAUUGACGAUCAUGGCUCUCACCAUGCAUAUGCCGACAGCUGGCUGCGAGCAUAUGGACAACGACUCCAUCGCCAAAAUCCGCCAACUUCGAUCCAAACACCUGAAUGGCGAAGACCUUGUACAAUACACGUGUCUCGAAUGCUCAACCACUGGAAGCUUUCCCACAUUGGACAAGCAUUUCACAGAAACCAAGCAUGACCUCGCCGUCAGCCAUAAGACCGUCUAUUGUGGCCGUUGCAAUGACUUGGUCUAUGACCCAACUUUACUUAGCACUGGCAAGAAACGCAAACUUGCAGAAACCAAUGAGGAUGACGACUCGUACUUGACUUCCAACACUUCCCAACGUCCAUGUGGUCGCAACGGUGUUCGAGGGCUAUUCAACCUCGGCGAGACGUGCUACAUGAACGCUGUUCUUCAAAUGAUGGUCCACAAUCCACUCCUGGCCAGCUAUUUCCUCGGCAUGGGCCAUCCUACUCAUACUUGUCCAAUCUCCAAAGAACCAGACAAGAAGAACGAAUCCGACUCCGAGGACGAGGACGAUGAGAAGAAGGAACAACAAACCUGUGUCGCCUGCGGCAUGACCGAAGUCUUCUCCGACGUCACGAUGGUGGACCAGCCUACUCCUGCCCACGCCGUCAACCUGCUUUUUGCGUCCUGGAAGAACAUCCCCGCAAUGUCCGGCAAAGGCCAGCAAGAUGCACAAGAAUGGUUCAUGCAGAUCGUCGACCGUCUCCACGAAGCCGUAGCCCAAUACAAGGUCCCGGAGAAAACCAACAGUAUCAACGAAGCCAACGGCAUCCCACCCCUCGACAAGCAAUGCGUGUGCUUCUUCCACAAAGUGUUUUACGGUCGAUACAACAACCAAAUCACCUGCGACACAUGUCAUACCGUGUCUUCCCGUGAAGAUGAAUUCUCCAGCAUCAGCCUGGACUUCAAAAAACAAGUCAAGAAGAAGAAGAAGGCGGCCAAAGACGCUGCCAAUGCCAGUGACAGCAAAGACAAGGAACCACUCAAGAUUGCAAUCCCCAAUAUCCACGAGUGCCUCCGAAGCUUCACCGCCCCAGAACCUCUCUCGCCGGAACAGUACAGCUGCCAGGAAUGCAAGGAGCGUCGGUCUGCCAGCAAACAAACACGCAUUCGCAAAUUGCCGGCCAUUUUGUGUGUCCAUGUCAAGCGAUUUGGUAUGAAACAGCUUGGUACGGGCGUCUUCGUGCCAGAGAAGUACGAAGGAAGGCUGGAGUUCAGCCUGCAGUUGGACAUGGCGCCGUACACGACGCGACCACCGAAGAAUGGCGAAGACACGGAGAAGUAUAUGUACGACCUUGACUGUGUGGUGGUACACCAGGGGGAGCAUGCUCAUAAUGGGCAUUAUUUCGCCUUCUGCCGCCAGGACAACAAGUGGUUCCGGUUCGACGACGAGAUCGUCAGUGCGACGACGACGGAAGAUGUCAUGAGGCAGGAGGCCUACUUGUUGUUCUACUCCUUGAGGAGAAUCGAGAAGGUCUAGGGACCUGGGUGGUGGUGGUGGUGGCUUGCAUUUAAAUAGGCAUGAGUAGGGACGGUGGUGUGGGCGGUCAACUAGUCUAAUACCAUGCCUUGAUCAAA